GGGAACUUCUCUCGCACUCACUGUCUCUUAUCUGACAUUCGACUGCUUCCUCAGUGUUAUCACUCUUCUCUUGUCCACACUUCUGCAGCCAGCGUUCUCAAGUUUGACAGCUGCUUCACACGUAUGCAAAUAUUGCAACACAGAAUUGCUUUCAUUCGUGCCGAUCUGUUUCAAUCCGCGUGAGAAUUCUUGUCGAUGUUAAGUCCCAGCUGAUUGAGUACUGUUUCCUUCUGAGAAAUUGCAGAUUGAAGAUGCAGAGAUGAACUCAUAUGUAUGAUCUUUUAAAAGUUCGUAAGUUAAGAUGGAACCCGAAAGAGAUCAGCAUCAACCUGAAGAUGCAUGGGAAAGUCUACCUAUCGAUUUCCUCAUGAAGAUUCUCAGAGAUCAUGAUCUGCCAAUUUCCACUCUUCUGGAAUGUCGUUCAGUUUGUAAGAAAUGGAGGGAAGUCAUAGAUGGUCCUGAGUUACAGAACAAAAUAUGGAAAAAUUCUGUUAUUGUGUUUCAUGAACGUCGUGAAAUUGCGGCCCACUUCUGCUGUAGAGAUCGAUGGAUUACAAAAAAUCUUACAUUUGUGCCCAAGAAGCUAGUCGCUGCUGAUGGAGGCCUACUGUGUUUUGGUGAACGAUUUUCAACAGAAUAUGUUAUAUAUAACCCAGUUCCGGACAAAAUCCUGCUUUUGAACGUACCUCGUGAAAUCAAUGGAGAACAAACAGUCAUUGAUGGUAUGCUGAAGUGUAAGGUGGUGGGUUUAGUCGUGGCCCAAUCUACGAAAAGCUUCAAGCUGGUUUUGGGAGGAGUUCAAGUAGCAACAGGUAGACGCAGAGCUUUGAUUUACGACUCGACGACCGGUACAUGGUCGUGGGGAAUUCAUCCGUUUCCUGAAUGGAUGGAAGUCGUUUGUGACUGUAGGAGAAGUCUAGUAUGUAAUAGAUGUCUUUAUUGGCUCCUAUGGGAUCCCUAUACACACAUGAUGAAGGCUCUCUUGAUAUUUGAUCUGGAAGAGGGAAAGUGGACCGCCUUGGUAGAGGAAUCCAUGGAGGCCACGCCAAUGGACCUUCAAAUGGCUACGUAUGAAGGACAUGUGUGCCUUCUUGCCAGUAAAUGGUCUCCUCUGGAAGGGGAGUUUGAACGUAGGAGCGAUGUCGCCAACUUCCUCCGGAAUCCCAUGGUCCGGAGAAUGGAUGGAGCUUUGAUCAGGAGAGUUAGAAAUCUAUACUAUCGAGCUUUGAACAGGAGACGGAGAUUUCUAUGGAACAUGGACGAAGCAGUGGAUGAAGCUGUUUUCAGGAGAUUUAUAGAUCAAAGGGCUCUAGCUUAUCACACAGUUUUCAACUUCUACGCCUCAGGAGGCAGUGAUGCAUUUUUCGUCUUCGAUCAAGAAGGUAGAGAUCUUGAGGUGUUGAAAUAUUGGGCUGAAUUCGACUGGAUAUCUUUUCUACCCCAACCUCCUUUUCACUCUAGCAAUCGGUUUCAAUACUCAGGAUACAUUAUGAUCCCCGACGACCCUUGGUGUGCGAUAAUUCCAAGUCCCAGAGGAAGUGCAGGGCAGGGAUGGAUAAGACAGCAGGAGUUUAUGGACCAGCCAGUUUAAACGAAGGAAGUUAUGGAAGACACGUCAGAUGUCCUUCAGAUAGUUGUGUAUGAAGGUCGUGUGUGUUUACUCGCCAUGGAUAUGACUGAUUUUGAGUUUCAUUGUAGGAGCUAUGAUGGCAACUUCCUCCGUCAUCGAAUGGUCCGUAGAAUGGAUGGAUCUCUGAGCAGGAGACCUAGAUAUAUACGUAGGAUAUAUAGAAUACGUAUAUAUACAUAUACAUAUAUAUACGUAGGAUAUAUACGUAUAUAUAGAAUACGUAGGAUUACAUAUCUUUCAAACUUUAUGUUGCAGGAGGCAGUGAUGUGUUCUUCGUCUUCGACACAUUCGACGACGUCGAAGAAGAAGGUGAAAACCUUGAGGUGGGGAAAUACUGGUCUGAGAUAAACGUGAUCGAAUUUUUUACCCAACUUCCUUUUCAGGAAGUCCUUCAAAGUCUUGUAUGGGUAAUCGAGACGAAAUUAUUCCGUGGCGCUUGGUGUGCAAUAAUUCGACUGCCGGGAGUAUAUGCAGAGCAGGAAUGGAUAACACAGCAGCGGAGACAUCUGUAAUAGGAGGUGGGGGAUUCUCUCAUAGAAGAGGACGUAGUGGAAGUCCGAAGAGAAGUUAUAGGAGUCCCAUGACAGAUCAGCUCACCGAAAUAUAUGUCGCUUGGACUACAUCGUAUUAGCAACUGGAAUGCCAUUUUAAGUUCAAGUUAGUCUGGAUGGGCUGGUUGUUAAAAAAAAUU
This is a messenger RNA of Marchantia polymorpha subsp. ruderalis, 2321 nucleotides long. Lineage: Eukaryota; Viridiplantae; Streptophyta; Marchantiopsida; Marchantiales; Marchantiaceae. The record is from the annotation of a GenBank genome assembly.